Messenger RNA from Cryptomeria japonica (Japanese cedar), 477 nucleotides. RefSeq lists its product as uncharacterized. The transcript is spliced from 2 exons. Gene Ontology annotation, molecular function: RNA-DNA hybrid ribonuclease activity; nucleic acid binding. The record is from RefSeq and is a predicted model, not a curated record. NCBI's taxonomy places the organism in Eukaryota, Viridiplantae, Streptophyta, Pinopsida, Cupressales, Cupressaceae. The coding region runs from base 1 to 477 and encodes 158 amino acids.
AUGGUGGAUAGUUUUAUCCAAUCGAGGUGGUCGUUGAUUCAACUUCGACCCGUUCAUGGGUUUUCAAGGGUUCGUCCUUCAUGUGGGGAGCAUAGGCAGGAGGAGGAAUUGUGGUCUAAGCCGGAGCAAGGGUGGAUUAAGAUAAAUUUUGAUGGGGCAUCUAGGGGUAACCCGGGUAUUUUUGGGGUGGGAUGCGUUGCUCAUAAUAAAAACGAGGUGAUCCUCUUUAAGGGAGCGAAGAGACUACAAGAUGAGACUAAUAAUGACGCAGAGGUGCAGGCUACAUUAUUAGCAAUUGAAUUGGUCGUUAACAUGAAGGCCCUGAAGGUGCACUUGGAAGGAGAUUAUAAGAUAUCUCACAUUGUGAGGGGUGGAAAUGCUUUAGUGGAUGCCUUAUCAAACAUGGCAUGUGAACUGGACAAAGGAGUGAUGAGGUGGUGGGAUAAAGAUGAUGCCACAACACAAUGGCAUGUUUGA